ACCUUGCCCUCUUCCAAAAUAGUCCUUCGUCAGGGCCAAGACCCUCUCCAGAACCGCUUCUAGUUGAGCAGAACCAGGGCUGCGCCCCUUUGCGAAGGAGGACUAGAGCCUUCAGCUCUUCUUCAGAAAGAUGUCAGAUGAAGAUGAUUUGGAUGACUUUGAGCCAGACCUGGAUGAUCUGGAAAAGGAAGAUGAUGAUGAGACAGAGGAGUGGGAGGAUGACCGGAAAGAGGAAGAAGACAUCUCGGAGAAAUGGAUACCCACUCCCCUCACAGCGGACAUGAUGAAGGAAGGGCUUUCUCUGCUCUGUAAGACGGGCAAUGGACUGGCUCACGCUUAUGUCAAGCUAGAGGUUAAAGAGAGGGAUCUGACAGACAUCCACUUGCUGCGUUCUUACAUCCAUCUGCGCUAUGUGGAUAUUUCUGAGAACCACCUGACGGACUUGUCCCCACUCAAUUACCUCACCCACCUGCUCUGGCUCAAGGCUGAUGGCAACCAGCUGCGGAGUGCCCAGCUGAAUGAACUGCCUUACCUGCAGAUUGCCAGUUUUGCUUAUAACCAGAUCACUGACACGGAGGGCAUAUCUCAUCCUCGUCUGGGCAGCCUGGAUCUCAAAGGGAACCUCAUCCACACCGUGACAGGUUUGGACCCCCGAAAGCUGAUCAGCCUGCACACACUGGAGCUGCGGGGGAACCAGCUGAACAGCACCCUGGGAAUCAACCUUCCUAAGCUGAAGAAACUCUACUUGGCCCAGAACAUGUUGAAGAAGGUGGAAGGCUUAGAGAACCUGAGCAAUCUUACUACCUUGCAUCUUCGGGACAACCAGAUCGAAACUCUGAGUGGCUUCUCUGGGGACAUGAAAUCACUGCAGUACCUCAACCUGAGGGGCAACAUGGUGGCCGACCUGCGAGAGCUAGCCAAGCUUCGGGACCUGCCCAAGCUGCGAGCCUUGGUGCUGCUGGACAACCCGUGCACCAAUGAGAACGACUACCGCCAGGAGGCCCUGGUGCAGCUGGCACACCUCGAGCGCCUGGACAAGGACUUCUAUGAGGAGGAGGAGCGGGCUGAGGCUGAUGGAAUCCGUCAGAGGAUGAAGGAAGAGCAAGAGCAGGAGGCUGAACCUGAGCAUGGCUCAGAAGGGGACCAGCCAUUGGUCUAGCAGCAGUUCUAGCCUCCCAGGGUAUUAAGGAAGCCAACAGGGAGGCAGGAAGAGGAGGCCAAGGGCCUGGCAGAUGGGGAGAAAUGGCUAUAGGAGGCAGUGGGUGAGGAAGGGGUAAGGCAAGGAGAACCCUUGGGGAGACCAGGGCUAGGAGCCUGGGGGUGUCUCAGGGUGAGGAGAAAGGACCAGAAGGGCCUCAGGGGAGUGGAGAAAAGGCUUAGGAGAUACAUCAGGAGGCUGGAAGUGAGACAGGGACCAUGGGCUUAGACAGGGUAGGGUGAGGGCCUCUGGGAAAAACAAAGCAACAUAAUCCACUGUGAGAUUUGCUUUGGCCUGCUGGGGGGCCCAGCUUGUUUUUCUGACUUUACCCAGGUGCUGCUUUUCUUCCUCCAGCCCUAGUCAAAUGAUUUGCGACCUGGGCGAUGUAGCAAACAAGCCUCAAACAACUACUAAAAACAGGAAGGAUUCCAUCUUGAAAAUAAGAUUGCAUUUUAAAACCCAAUUUGUUAAAAAGUAACUUUCUUAACAUACUCUUUUACAAACAGACAAUAACUCAGGCCACCUUGGGAGCAGUCUUGGGUGAUAUGCUUCCAGACCAGGAAGCUGCUAUCCUGGGAGGAAAUCAGCAGUAAAAUUCUUGUAAAUAACCAGGUAGACUAAUAAGAAACAUAGAGUUUCUUCAAAGGUAAACAUUUUGAGACCGCUUAGCAGGUGUACAGCCCUAGACCUUUGUCUCUCAACCUUGCCUAUAAAACCCCUAGACAAUGCACCACCCCGGGGCUCUCUUGCCCCUCCUGGCCUGAGGCAGGAGCUCUGUCCUCUCCCUUUCUCUCUAAGUAAAAGCCUCUGCCUUGCUCUCCUACCUUGAGUGUUUGCGAAGUUCAUUCUUUGGCUCCGCAAACAAGAACCCCGGCAUCAGAAGAGUAGGUGAAUAGAAUUGGGGUAGCAGGCAGAGAUGUAGAUGUGGGGGAGCAGCCACACCUGACCUAGAGUGAAGAUCAGCUGGACAGGACAGAUCUGGGGCAUGGUGGGGGGCCUGGGGGGGAAGUUGUUGGUGUAUGAGGAUGGCAGCUGGACCUAGGAGAGAAGGCAGUAGAGGAAGAUCCUGCACUGAAAAUCUGAAGCUAAAAGUAACAGGACACAGGUAGCGGGAAGAAAGAGGGCAGGUAAGGCAGAAAGAGACUAAGGAGAUGAGGCCAGAGAGGUGUGGUAGCUGGGCCCUUCCGACGGGUGGCAGAGGCAGCAGAGCCAGUGUGGUGGGGCUGGGAGGCUUUACUUCU
Molecule: messenger RNA, 2439 nt
Organism: Manis pentadactyla (Chinese pangolin)
Lineage: Eukaryota; Metazoa; Chordata; Mammalia; Pholidota; Manidae
Gene: LRRC23
Product: leucine rich repeat containing 23
Exons: 7
Coding region: 131-1159 (342 amino acids)
Molecular function (GO): protein binding
Source: RefSeq, a predicted model, not a curated record